Molecule: messenger RNA, 1533 nt
Organism: Ostreococcus tauri
Lineage: Eukaryota; Viridiplantae; Chlorophyta; Mamiellophyceae; Mamiellales; Bathycoccaceae
Product: UBA-like
Exons: 1
Coding region: 1-1533 (510 amino acids)
Molecular function (GO): protein binding
Source: RefSeq, a predicted model, not a curated record
AUGGACGACGACGUCGUCGCCGACGCGACGUCCGGGGCGUGGUGUUCGACGUCAGUGAUAACGGCGUCGAUGUGGGGGGUGGCGCGGACGCGCGGGACGUGCGCGCGGACGGUGGAAGAUGGGCGGACGCGCGCGGCGCUGGCGGCGCUCGCGGCGGCGCGGCGGGACGGACGACGGGCGACGCUCGAAUCGUCCAUCGCGCGGUGGCGCUCGGCGUGCGCGAGACGGGUCGGGAACGAACGCGCGGUGGUGGCGAUGCGUCGGCGGUGGGCGUUCGGGGUGAAGAGACGGUAUUUUGAGCGGUGGCGGGCGCAGACGCCGAGCGCGCGACGCGGCGGGCGCGAGUGGGGGACGAAUAGGUUCGGCGUCGUCGACGACGGCGAGAUGGACGAGGAGUUCCCGGUGGAUUAUCGCGCCGAAUUGGAGAUUCGUUUGAGUCAAAUAUCCCGGCUCGAGGAGGCGCUGAGAGAGGCGAAAGAGCGCGAGCGGAACGAGCGCGAGCGGAACGAGCAGCCGAACGCCGAGGCGCAGAUGAAAAAGUUUCGAGAGCACUUACAAAACAUGCAGCGCGAGAUGGAGGGAGUGAAGCGCGAGCGCGAUGCGUAUAGGAAAAAGUGGGAGACGAGCGUGGGGCCGGCGGCGGAGAAGGCGGCGGCGGAUCGACGGGCGAAUCAACGCACGAUGGCGACGCAGACGGUGUUCGCCGAAGAGGACCGCGUGGAGGCGCAAAAAGAGCUCGUGGAAAAGGCGAAGAAGUCACAGAUUCGAGCCGCCGAGGAGAAGUGGAUGGAACAGGCGAGGUUAUUCGAGCAAAAGUUUGAGCGACAGAUGCAAGUGGCGAGCGAGUACGAGAUUAAGCUUCGAGAGGAGCGCGCGAGGCUCACGAGGAGCGAGGCGCAGUACGAGGCGCGGUUGGAGGAGUUGACGGCCAAGCACGCGGAGACCGAGGCUGAACUCCUCGCUCUGAGAGGUUCACUGGGCGUGAGCGCGAGCGGCGGUGGAUCGUUCGGUGAUUUUAGUCGUGAGCGUUUCGCCCAGUACGCGAAAAUCGGCGCCGGUACGGCGGCGGCGCAGUCGUUCCCGAACGUCUCGCCGCUUCGAUCGCCCUCGCCAGAGGUACCGGAGACGUUCGCGUCACCGACGUUGAAACUCGGCGAUUUGGCGAUUCAGGACACCCCCGGGGCGGGUUCUAAGGUCGUGGAGGAUGACGACGCGUAUCAGAGCGCGAAGAAGUUUACCUUCGCCGAUUUCUCCUCUGAGGAUGAGGACGAGGUUGAGCGCGAGAACGAAGAGUUCGCCCCUCCCGCGGACGACCGCCUCACGCGCACGACGUCGCCCUCGAUCCCGCUUCACCCUUCACCGCCGCCGCAGACGUCCGCGUUCACGAAGAAACCGCUUCGUCUCACCGUCGCCGUGGCCAAGCUCGUCGUGCUCGGGCACUCGCAGCGAGACGCGAUCGAGGCGCUGAAACACGUCGAUAACAACGACGUCCACGCCGCCGUCGCCUGGCUCGCCCGACGACAUCGAGCUUGA